AUAAUUUAAUUAAUUAAUUUAAAAAAGACCAAAAAAACCCUUCCAUACCAAAGGAGAAGAUUCUGACGGUAAUAACGGACAAUGGGAGUAACAUGGUGGCUGCCUUUAAAAACACCACAGCAGAAGAAAGCAGCUCUGAGGAGGACUCCCCUGGGUCCAUGAUGGAAAGUGACUCUGAAAUUGAUGACCAGCGGUACCAUCAUGUCGACAUGGAAAUGGACCGGACACCGUGCGUGGUGCAUACCAUACAACUUGUGGUCCACAUGUUGCAGAAAGAGACAACUGUCAAAAGAGUCCUCGAUAAAGCAAGGUUUGUGGUAAAACUCUUUCGCAAGUCCUCAGUUGCAACACAGAGGUUAUUGGACCAGUGUGGUGUUAUUGUAAAUGACUGCCCCACACGCUGGUCAAGCACAUUCAACAUGGUCACACGACUACUCACAGUCAAAGAUGCAGUCUGUCAAAUCACAAAUGACAUGGGAUGGGACAGUUUGCUUACAAGUGAGUGGCAAAAGCUUUCAUAUUUUCAUGACCUACUGCUGCCUUUUGCGGAACACACUAAAACUCUCCAGAGUGACACCACAUCUAUGUCCCUAGUUGUUCCUGCUCUCUUUGAUCUGCUGAGCCACCUAACUGAAUUUGCAGAGAAAACUCGGUACAGAGACCUCGCCACUCUUGCAGAGAAAAUGAGAUCAAAUCUGAACCAGCGUUUUGCUUGCCUCUUGGAUUCAACCGAUGAAAAGCUCUCAGCACUUGCAGCAGCUGCCUGCUUUGUCAAUCCAACUGCCUGUGAAAUCCUUGUUAAUGUUGAUGUGGCUGAUGGAAAUAUCAAUGAACUGCUGAAACAGGCAGAAGACUAUGUGGUCAAAUGCACAUUAGGCUGGAAAAGAGUGACAGUUUUUAUCACAGUUUAAAACCUUUUGCAUUAGACUUGUUGGCUAUACCAGCUUCUCAGGCUUUUGCAGAGAGGGUAUUCAGCAUCACAGGUGACCUCACAAGAGGACGGCGCAACAGAGGAAGGGUCACAUUGGAGCGAAAUGCUUUCCUUAAAAUGAACAGAAACAAAUAGAACUGUUGUAAUCACUACUAUUUACAGCAUUUGCUGUAUAUGCACAACUUGAAUCAUACUGAUUUGGUUUUUGUUUAAUUUGAGAGCAGAGAUUUUUUUGUUCCAUGCAAUAAUGGCAUUACAGCUUAGCAUGUAAUUCACUUGUUUUGAGUUGAGCUCAUUGAUACUAGUUUUAAUUAGUAACAGAAGAAAUUUUUAUUUUAUGUGCAAUGACAUUACAACCAAUGCAUAUUUUCAUUUACAUGUGUUUUGUUGUUCUUUUCAAAUGAACAUUAAGGAAAUAUUUGCAAUGGCAUUACACCUUUUGUUCUUAUUAUUUAUGCUUAUUAUUUUUGAGAAUUGCACUUUAUUUUUAUAUUUUUGCACUUAAUGUUUUUGAUUUUACACAGGCUGUAAGUUCAGAGUUAGGUGGUUAUCUGUUUUCAUAAAAUUGGACCAUGUAUAUUUUUCAGGGAGAGUGGUCUUAAGCUUAUAUUAUGUGAGCUCUUUGAUAUUUAAGAAAAAAAUUAAAUGCAUGUUUUGCAUUACAACAGUUAAAUCU
Messenger RNA from Misgurnus anguillicaudatus (oriental weatherfish), 1607 nucleotides. Its product is annotated as zinc finger BED domain-containing protein 4-like. The record is from RefSeq and is a predicted model, not a curated record. NCBI's taxonomy places the organism in Eukaryota, Metazoa, Chordata, Actinopteri, Cypriniformes, Cobitidae.